Molecule: messenger RNA, 8180 nt
Organism: Mercenaria mercenaria
Lineage: Eukaryota; Metazoa; Mollusca; Bivalvia; Venerida; Veneridae
Product: beta-1,4-galactosyltransferase 7-like
Exons: 7
Coding region: 221-1237 (338 amino acids)
Biological process (GO): proteoglycan biosynthetic process; carbohydrate metabolic process
Molecular function (GO): xylosylprotein 4-beta-galactosyltransferase activity
Source: RefSeq, a predicted model, not a curated record
GAUCAUCUAACUGCUUUAAUUAGCACUUCAAAAUCCAAACGCCUGAUGACGUUUCAUCUCGGUGUCUGAAAGUGAACCAUUGUUUCUAAGGAUAUGAAGUACAAUCACAGUGAUAGAUAGAAGAAAGAGUUAUAGAGAAGACUAGGGAAGUGUCGUUAUAUAUCUACUACAGCUGUAUGGAAACUACACCAAACAAGACUAUAUCUAAACUUAUUGUUGAAUGGCCAGGCAUAUACCAAUUUUAAAAUGGCUUACUUUUGUCACUGUAGUAUAUUCAGGUACACUGACAGUGCUUUUUAUGUCAUCCAGCCCACCCUUGACCCCAUGUUCCCAGAUGGAUGAAAGUCUCAAGGUAAACAAAGAUGCCACUAUCAAAGAAACUGUUAACAUUCCAGAGAGCGUGCAAAAUGGAGACAACAAAGAGUGGGGCCCCCACAAAAUGACACUUAUUGUCCCUUUCAGAGAUAGAUUAGAAGAAUUACUAGAGUUUGCUCCACAUAUACAGGAAUACCUCACCAGAAAGCAUGUCAGACAUGAAAUCCUGGUUGUGAAUCAAGUUGAUUCUUUGAGGUUCAACCGUGGAUCUCUUAUUAACGUUGGUGUCUUAGAAAGCUCAAGUGACUGUGAUUAUAUAGCUAUGCACGAUGUUGACCUGCUACCCCUCAAUGACGCAUUAGAUUAUUCCUACCCAGGAGAUGGACCAUUCCAUAUAUCUGCUCCAGAUUUACACCCCUUAUAUCACUAUCAUUCGUUUAUUGGAGGCAUAAUUCUGCUGACUAAAUUCCAUUUCAAGAUGGUAAAUGGAAUGUCUAACAGGUACUGGGGAUGGGGCAGAGAAGAUGAUGAAUUUUAUGUCAGAUUAAAAAAGGCAGGACUGCUGAAAACAAAAUGGAUUGAGAAGGAUGGUGAAAGUGUUCCAGAAUAUGAGGUUAGAAGACCAAAGAACAUAACGACAGGUUUAGGAACAUUUCACCACAUCCAUGACAGGAGGCAAAGACCAAGAGACAAUAAAAGAUACUUUGACCAGAAAGAGAAAACCAGUAAAUUGGAUAGAGAGACAGGACUGAACAAUGUGAAGUAUGAAGUACUGAGUAGGCAUAAAUUGACAGUGAAUGGUACUGGUUUUACCAUGUUAGAGGUGAAACUGAAGUGUGAUUAUGAGAAAACACCAUGGUGCUUGAAAGAGGCAGAUCACCAUCUUAUAAAGAAAUAUGUAACUCCUAUACCUCCGAGAUGACCAAGAAAAGAAUGAAGUUACUGUACACGAGUCAUCAUAUAAGACAUGGCCAUUUGAUUAAACUGAUUGUAAUUCUGAUUAUAUAGGAGUUCUUACAUUAUAUAUAUCUUAUUAUAGGAAAGAUGUAUUUUCAGUGGUAGUUUGGAAUAACUAAAAGUUCAGUAUUAACCAGUUUUACUUAUAAAACAGUAAUUAUAAUGUAAAAAAUGAAAAGUCCAAUGAAAUUGUUGUUAGUUCCUUUAAAUUUUUUUAUUUAACUACUUUGGACCAUUAUAUUUCCUGUUUAGCAGACAGUUAUACAGUGUGUUAGUGUAGGAAAGGUAUGAAACGAAUGUAUUUAUUUAUGAUAUUGUAGGAUUGAAUUAAUUUUUGUUUAUUCAGUUAUAACAUUUAUUGCAAUGUCAUAUUUUUACCUCGUCUGAACUAUGUUAUAACACUUGUUAUAACACUUUGUAAACUAGUUUUUUUUUCAUUUUUAACAUUUUUCUAUUUAAAUUUGUUUAAGAAAAUGUUUUUCAGCCUUACAUGUGUUGCAAUUUGAUACUUAAUAUAGGCUUGAUUUUAAAAUACUUUCGCAGCAAUGUUCCUUGGAAGACCCUCUUCUGAAUUGCUUAAAAUCAGUUUGUUUCAUUAAGUAUAUGGCAACUAUAUGGAAAACUUUGAAAAUCUCCUAUCAAACUGCUAGUCCGUAAAAGCAAUGCUUGUAUAGUGAUCCUUUGCCAUGAUCCUUUGCCAAAUUCCUUCAAGCAGUAUUGAUGUGUUAAAAACAUGACAGCCUUUGGGAGAUGCUAAUUAAUCCCUUACUUGUUGGAAACCAGUUUUUAGGACUAGUAUUUCGCUUUUCUGUCCAUCUGUCAUUCUGUCUGUCCAUCUGUCUGUGUGUUCGCAAUUUUGUGUCUGGUCAAUAACUCGGUCAUUCAUCAAAGAAUUUUAACGUUACUUUGCACAAAUGUUCCUCAUUAUGAGAUAACAUGUCAAGCGCAACUCCUGGUCACACUUGGAGGUCAAAAGGUCAUUUUUUAUGUCCAGUCUAUAACUUGACAGUCCAUGAAGGGAUUUCAAUAUUACAUGGCACAAAUGUAUCCCAUAAUCAAACAGUGUGUCAUGUGAAACACUCAGAACCCUAGCUUAAAGGUCAAGGUCAGCUUUAAGGUCAAAGAUCAAGAGGACUUUUUUUCCUGUUUUGUAUGUAACAACAAUUCAUAAAAGAGUUUUGAUAUUACUUGGCACAAAUGUACCCCAUGGCAUGCAGAACACCCAGACCCCAGUCUGAGAGGACAAGGUCAAACUUUGAGGUCUAAGAUCAAGAGGACUUUUUUCCUGUCUGAGAUGUAACUCAAAAAUCCAAAAAGGGAUUUUGAUAUUACUUGGCACAAAUGUUCUCCAUCAUAAAAUGAUUUGUCACAUGCAACACCCAGACCCCUAUCUCAAAGGUCAAGGUCACAUUUGAAGUUCAAACGUUAAGUUCGUUCCUGUCCAGUCUGUAACAUAUUUUGAUAUAAGCUCAUGUGUCAUAUGGACACAAUUAAAAAAUUGUUGAUGUAUUUUCUUCAGAAUUACUUCCCAUUAAUAUGAGGAUUUCUUUUAUUUUUAGCUCACCUGAGUACAAAGUGCUCAUGGUGAGCUAUUGUGAUCAUGCCGUGUCCAUCGUUCGUGGUGUGUGCAUCCGUGAGUGCGUCAAGUCGUCCGUCCGUCGUCAACAUUUGUGUUUAAACGACAUCUCCUCCGAAACCAAUGAUUGGAUUUUGAUGAAACUUGGCCAUGAUGUUCCUUGGGUGGUCCUCUACCAGGUAAAGUUGUUAAACGGUUCAGCUUGGUUGCACAUAGGGGUUGCCAGAGCUAAAAAUAGAAAAAAACUUCAAACGACAUCUCCUAAACCGAUUGACUGAUUUUGAAAUAAUUUCACACAAAUGGUCCUUAUGUCACCAUCUUCCAAGAUUGUUCAAAUUAUACCGAUUCGUCAGAAAAAAAGGCCGCUAGAGGGCGUGGUCACUUUUCACUAUAAUUGAAACUUUAAAAAUCUUGUAUGAAACUGCUUGCCCAAUUUUUGAAUAAUUUUACACAAAUGGUCCUUGUGUGACCCUCUACCAGGAUUGUUCAAAUUAUUCUGAUUCGUCAAAAAACAUGGCCGCCAGAGGGCAUGGUCACUUUUCCCUCUAAGUAUAUAGUGAAAACUUCUUCUUGUAUGUAACUGCUAGCCCGAUUUUAGAAUAAUUUUACAUAAAUGGUCCUUGUGUGACCUUCUACCAAGAUUAUUUAAAUUAUUUUGAUUCGUCAAAAAACAUGGCCGCCAGAGGGUGUGGUCAUUUUACCCUAUAUGUAUAUAGUGGAAACUUUAAAAAUCUUCUUGAUUGAAACUGCAUGCCCGAUUUUAAAAUAAUUGUACACAAAUGGUUCUUGUGUGACUCUGUACCAAGAUUGUUAAAAUUAUUCCGAUUCGUCAAAAAACAUGGUUGCCAGGGAGCAUGGUCACUUUUCUUCUCUGAAUCAAUAAUAGCUAGAGCCUUGAUAUUUGGUGAUAUCAGAUUUGUAAUGUCUACUAUAAUUGCUCAAAUUAUUGCCCUAGGUUCAAAAGUGUGUGUGACAUGUAUAUAAUAUAGGCUAACAUAGAAGAAACCUAACUCUGUACUUACACAAACACACUUGAAGCCUUGUACACAGGUGAGCGUUUUAGGGUCAGUGACCGUCUUGUUCUCAUAUUUUUCCACAAUUUCAAAAUGAAAUGUUAUCAAAAAUGAACUUUUCAUCUUCAUAGCUAUUAUAAGCAAUCAGUGACUGCAGCUAACUUUGUGUUAUAGCAUAAUAGUAUAUACAGUACAGUACUGUUCAGAUAUUAGAUUAUUAUGUUAUACUGCAGUAGACAAAAUUAGUUGCCUUCCAGUAGGGUCUUUUUGUAGCAUGGCAAUACUUCAUUCACUUGUUUAUUAGGAAAACUGUAAAAAUCUUCUUUUAUAAAACUGCUGACUCAGUUUGAUGUAAAACUGCUGACUCAGUUUGAAAAUAAUUUGACCCCUCCCCACCCCCUCUAAAUUCUUUUGAAUAAUUCUGUUUUGUUUAAAAGGGACUAUUUAGAAAAUUUUGAAAAUCUUUUCUGCUGACACUGCUGGCCAGAUCCUAAAUUUUUUUACAGCAUUGUUCCUUUUUCAUAAAUUAUUCAAUCCUACUGUGAAUGUCUGGUGAGCUAUCUAGGGCCAUCAUGGCCAUUAUCUAGGGCCAUCAUGGCCAUAUUAUUUUGCGCUGCAUUUUGCAUUAUUAUGUUAUUGAUCAUAUGAGGUUUAAUGCCCCUUUUCUUACUGAAGUGCUCAAGCUACCUCACUAUGUAUAGUGUACUCAGAAGUAAAUAACUUACAUCUAGAAACUUUACCUACAGGUGAUGAGGAGAGACUAUAAUUAUGUAAUGAAAACAUUUGACUUUGUACUGGAUUAAGAUUGUUUUGCACCUAUGGUAAACUGGAAGUAAUAGCGUAAUAUGAUUUAUCUGGGUAAAGAAGAACAAAGCCAUGACUUGGCAAUAAAAAAGAUUUUUUUUUAUGAUUUAAUGGCAACCUGCAAAUGAAGAUAAAAUAACAAUGUAACUUUCUUUCUAAAGAUAGAAUAUAAUAUCAAAAUUGUUAGUACAUUAAAUACCAGUAAAUCUAAAGAAUGUCUUAAAAUCAGUUUGAAAUGUUCAGAUGUAUUUAAUUAUGUCCAGAUAUCUCCAGUACAAGCACACAGACCUUGUACAUUUUUUCAUGCCAUAUGUUUGUUUAUAUGGCUGUGAGAACUACAUUAAAAUCUACAUUGUAAAAAAAAAACAUUUUCAGAAAUGUCACCAAAACUGUGAUUUUCCCAUAUUCUCUCAUUAUGAAAACCAGUGUGAGUUUCAAACUUGAGAUCAGUUUACCAGAAAUACAAAUAGAUGAUUUUGAUAUUUAUGGAAUACCCUAUAUAUAUGAAAUAUUUUUUAGAGCUAAAAGGCUUAUGCUGUGCUUUUCAGUUUUGAUAAACAUUACUGAAGUAGACAAUCAUGAUUAAGAACAGCUUUAAGUAACUGUCUCAAAAGUUUCGUGAAUUCAAGGUUAUAAAAUGAGCCGCACCAUGAGAAAGCCAAUAUAUUGGCUUUGCGACAGUCUGGUCAGGAUCCAUGCUGUUCGCUUUCAAAGCCUAUUGCAAUACAAGAAACCAUUAGCGAACAGCAUGGAUCCUGACCAGACUGCCCAGAUGCGCAGGCUGGUCUAGAUCCAUGCUGGUUGCAAAGGCACUAUGUUGGUUUUCUCAUGGCGCGGCUGAAAUAAAUUUAGAGACAAGUCUCAAAUCUCCAGCGCCUGAUUAAUUUUAAGCUUCUUUAUUUGGUUAGGAAAGCUUUACUUUUAAUACUGCACAAUUGAGACUGAACAGUUAGAGCUACUAAGGGAGGUAAUCAAAGACAACAGAUUCAGUAAAACCUUCUGCCUUUGUGAUCUGUGUAGAUCAUGAUCUGCACUGUUUGCCAUUCAGUCAGUAUUAUUUGGUAAGCACCCCUUUUAACAGUUAAUGGUACUGUCAAAAUUGAAAGAUGGACAAGUUCAUUAUAGAUAUUUAGCAGGUUAAAUGUCAACAGGGAGUGAUUAAAUAUGCUAAAUCCAGGUUAAAGUUUGCUUUGUAGCUUACAGGUGGUGGUCUACUUUUUAGCUCACCUGUCACAUAGUGACAAGGUGAGCUUUUGUGAUCGCGCAGCGUCCGUGGUCCGUCGUCUGUCCGUGCGUGCGUAAACUUUUGCUUGUGACCACUCUAGAGGUCACAUUUUUUGUGGGAUCUUUAUGAAAGUUGGUCAGAAUGGUCAUCUUGAUGAUAUCUAGGUCAAGUUCGAAACUGGGUCACGUGCCUUCAAAAACUAGGUCAGUAGGUCUAAAAAUGGAAAAACCUUGUGACCUCUCUAGAGGCCAUAUAUUUCACAAGAUCUUCAUGAAAAUUGGUCAGAAUGUUCACCUUGAUGAUAUCUAGGUCAAGUUCGAAACUGGGUCACGUGCCAUCAAAAACUAGGUCAGUAGGUCUAAAAAUAGAAAAACCUUGUGACCUCUCUAGAGGCCAUAUAUUUCACAAGAUCUUCAUGAAAGUUGGUCAGAAUGUUCAUCUUGAUGAUAUAUAGGUCAAGUUCGAAACUGGGUCACGUGCAGUCAAAAACUAGGUCAGUAGGUCUAAAAAUAGAAAAACCUUGUGACCUCUCUAGAGGCCAUAUAUUUCAUAAGAUCUUCAUGAAAAUUGGUCAGAACUUUCAUCUUGAUGAUAUCUAGGUCAGUUUCGAAACUGGGUCACGUGCUGCCAAAAACUAGGUCAGUAGGUCAAAUAAUAGAAAAACCUUGUGACCUCUCUAAAGGCCAUAUUUUUCAUGGGAUCUGUAUGAAAGUUGGUCUGAAUGUUCAGCUUGAUGAUAUCUAGGUCAAGUUCGAAACUGGGUCACGUGCGGUCAAAAACUAGGUCAGUAGGUCUAAAAAUAGAAAAACCUUGUGACCUCUGUAGAGGCCAUACCUAUGAAUGGAUCUUCAUAAAAAUUGGUCAGAAUGUUCAUCUUGAAGAUAUCUAGGUCAAGUUCGAAAGUGGGUCACGUGUCUUCAAAAAGUAGGUCAGUAGGUCAAAUAAUGAAAAAACCUUGAGACCUCUCUAGAGGUCAUACUUUCCAUGGGAUCUGUAUGAAAGUUGGUCUGAAUGUUUAUCUUGAUGAUAUAUAGGUCAAGUUUGAAACUGGGUCAACUGCGAUUAAAAACUAGGUCAGUAGGUCUUAAAAUAGAAAAACUUUGUGACCUCUCUAGAGGCCAUAGCCUUGAAUGGAUCUUCAUGAAAAUUGGUCAGAAUGUUCACCUUGAUGACAUCUAGGUCAACUUUGAAACUGGGUCACGUGCCAUCAAAAACUAAGUCAGUAGGUGAAAUAAUAAAAAAACCUUGUGACCUCUCUAGAGGCCAUACUUUUCAUGGGAUCUGUAUGAAAGUUGGUCUGAAUGUUCAUCUUUAUGAUAUCUAGUUCAAGUUUGAAACUGGGUCAACUGCAUUCAAAAACUAGGUCAGUAGGUCAAAUAAUAAAAAUUUUUUUGACCUCUCUAGAGGCCAUAUUUUUCAAUGGAUCUUCAUGAAAAUUGGUCAGAAUUUUUAUCUUGAUGAUAUCUAGGUCAAGUUCAGAACUAGGUCACAUGAGCUCAAAAACUAGGUCACUAUGUCAAAUAAUAGAAAAAACGACGUCAAACCCAAAACUGGGUCAUGUGGGAACAGGUGAGCGAUUCAGGACCAUCAUGGUCCUCUUGUUAUCAUAAAGUCCAUAGAUGUCUUUUUUGUUUUAUUAUAUUAAUGUUUUAUCACAUUUUAACAUUUAAUUUCUUUUUGAUGUUUUUUAUUAGUUCUUUUUUAUUAUACUGAAUGAUUAUUAUUCUGUUCCAUUUUUUUUUAUUUACUCUGCAUAUACAAGUAGUAAGUGUAUUUUAUUUUAUUUUUACUGCAUUGAAUUCAGUCAUUUAAAUCAAAUGUGUAUGAAAAGGUUUUGAAUAUUUUUUUUAUUUCUGUCUGUGUCUAAACUAGAUAGGACUAUUAAGUCCUUGUAUAAUGAUAAUUGAAAAUCAUUUUGCUGUUCUUUGCUGCCGACAAAGAGACCUUGGCUUAACAUUGUGGCAUAACCCUGAAAGCAGUCAACUUGUUUUUCAUUCAGUACAGUAACUUUUAAUUCACUGAGGGGAAAUAAAGAUUACUAGAUCCAAUGAAAGAUGGCAGCCAAUGAGAUUAAUUGGGAAGUACAAACAUUGACUCAGUUUAAAGUAUAUCUCCCUUUAUGAUUUGUAAUUUUACAUAUUUUUGAUCAUUAUUACAAUGAUAAUUAUAUUGUAAAGGAAGUGAUGAGCCAAAGAACUAGUAACUUUUUUAUUCAUUGUAGAAUUAUUUCCAUGUUUGUUUUAGUAUCUUUUAACUUUUUUUCUCUAAACAAGUGUUCUGCUACUGAAAC